AUGGCCACUAUACAAUCGGGUAAGUGAUUUUUUGUGCACAAAUAUUCGUUUUCGUUUAUAAUGUUCUUCCCGUCGCUUUGAUGAGCACUAAAAUGCACCGAAAAAGUCAUUCAAAACCGCGUCCCCCCCCCCCUCUCGGCGUAACUUCUCGAGAAGAAGUUGUGCAUCCCGUCUCCGUCUCCCCAAUUUCCUCUCUCUCUCUCUCUCUCUCCCUCACCCUCUCCCUCUCUUUCUCGCCGCCGCCAUUUCUCUCGUUUUCCCUUGUUUUUUUUUUCGUGGCCUCUUCUGAUUAGAAACGCAUGUUUUUUCGGCUCUUUUUUGCAUUUCACACGGUUUUUGGGGGCAAAACGCCGAAAAAACGCCGGAAAAAUCGGCGUUUUCGGUGGUUUUUGGCGGCAAAUUCACACACUUUUUCAGGAGAAUCGCCACCGCCGGACCUGAUGGGCUGGCAAUCGUACGUGGUGCCGCUGAUCGGAAGUGCCCUUGUGUCCACUUGCACUUUUUUGCUGGGUUAGCAAGUGUUGUGGACAUUUGUAGAGGUUAACACAUGUUUUUUCAGGAAAAUGGAACUACUCGAUCGUCUGGGUCCUUCUGAUUGUCGUCCUUUCGCUCGUCAAAAGCUAUUUAUGGAGGAAAAGAGAGAGGAGGUGAGAUACAGUAAUCCAGGGUGGUCUUCCUUAAAAAUUCACCCCUAAUUCUUUAUUUUUUAGGCCAAAAAACCCCAUUUUUCAGAUUAUUUUCGCUGCGAGCCACCGCCUAUCGGGAACGGGAAGUCAUUCUGGCGCAACUUCAAGAUCUGCCCGCUUGGGUCCAAUUUCCGGACACGGAACGCGUCGAAUGGAUCAAUAAAGUGAUUCAUCAGUUGUGGCCGUACAUUGGCGAGUACGCGAGAGUUUUUAUGAACGAUUUCAUCAUUCCGCAAGUGAAGGUACGCACAAUUGGACGUGGUCGUGCUUUGAAUGAGUAUUGUAGAGUUCUCAAACGUUGUGUAGUUUUGAAAAUUUUUUGGGCAUUAUCGUGACGUCUAGUACAUCGUUUUUGUAGUUGAACACUUUUUUGUACGAGCAAAACCAGGGGGUACUGUAGCUCUUGGAAGUUGGCACUGAAAUUCAUAACUUCUAGGGGCUACAGUAUCCCAGGGAGUGGUUGUACAAGAAUUUUGUCAACUACAAAAAUACAGUACACAUUAUGCGCUUCAUUUUUGUAAUUGACAAAAUUCUUGUGCAACCACUCCCUGGCUUACUGUAGCGCUUGGAAGUUGAGACAAGCUUGUGUCAGUGCCAACUUCCAAGAGCUACAGUACCCCAGGUGUUGCUCGUACAAAAAACUUGUCAACUACAAAAAUGUUGUACUAGACGUCAAGAUUGAUCUCAAAACUUUUCCGACUCGUAACACUUCUCAAAAACCUACAAUAUUCGUUUGUACUUUUGUACCAGAGAUGUUGGGAAUUCCGUGUUCCGCGUUCCGUGUUCCGCGUUCCGUGUUCCGCGUUUUUUUUCAAUAUUUUUUCCGUGUUCCGUGUUCCGUAAAAAAAAAAAAUUCCGUGUUCCGUGUUCCGUGUUCCGUAGAAAUAAGUUUUUUCCGUUUUCCGUGUUCCGUGUUCCGUAAAAAAAAAUUUUCCGUGUUCCGUGUUCCGUAAAAAAUUUCCGUGUUCCGUGUUCCGUGUUCCGUAGAAAUAAAUUUUUUUCCGUUUUCCGUGUUCCGUGUUCCGCAAAAAAAUUUUCCGUGUUCCGUGUUCCGUAAAAAAAUUUCCGUGUUCCGUGUUCCGUGUUCCGUAGAAAUAAGUUUUUUUCCGUUUUCCGUGUUCCGUGUUCCGCAAAAAUUUUCCGUGUUCCGUGUUCCGUAAAAAAAUUUCCGUGUUCCGUGUUCCGUGUUCCGUAGAAAUAAGUUUUUUCCGUUUUCCGUGUUCCGUGUUCCGCAAAAAAAUUUCCGUGUUCCGUGUUCCGUAAAAAAAUUUCCGUGUUCCGUGUUCCGUGUUCCGUAGAAAUAAGUUUUUUUCCGUUUUUCCGUGUUCCGUGUUCCGCAAAAAAAUUUUCCGUGUUCCGUGUUCCGUAAAAAAAUUUCCGUGUUCCGUGUUCCGCAAAAAAAUUUUCCGUGUUCCGUGUUCCGUAAAAAAAUUUCCGUGUUCCGUGUUCCGUAAAAAAAUUUUCCGUGUUCCGUGUUCCGCAAAAAUUUCCGUGUUCCGUGUUCCGUGUUCCAUAGAAAUAAGUUUUUUUCCGUUUUCCGUGUUCCGUGUUCCGUAAAAAAUUUCCGUGUUCCGUGUUCCGUGUUCCGUAGAAAUAAGUUUUUUUCCGUUUUCCGUGUUCCGUGUUCCAUAAAAAAAUUUCCGUGUUCCGUGUUCCGUGUUCCGUAGAAAUAAGUUUUUUUCCGUUUUCCGUGUUCCGUGUUCCGUAAAAAAAUUUCCGUGUUCCGUGUUCCGUAAAAAAAAUUUUUCCGUGUUCCGUGUUCCGUAAAAAAUUUCCGUGUUCCGUAGAAAUAAGUGUUUUCCGUUUUCCGUGUUCCGUGUUCCGUAAAAAAAAAUUUCCGUGUUCCGUGUUCCGUAAAAAAAAAAUUUUCCGUGUUCCGUGUUCCGUAAAAAAAAAAUUUCCGUGUUCCGUAGAAAUAAGUGUUUUCCGUUUUCCGUGUUCCGUGUUCCGUAAAAAAAAAUUUCCGUGUUCCGUGUUCCGUAAAAAAAAUUUUCCGUGUUCCGUGUUCCGUAAAAAUUUCCGUGUUCCGUAGAAAUAAGUGUUUUCCGUUUUCCGUGUUCCGUGUUCCGUAAAAAAAAAUUUCCGUGUUCCGUGUUCCGUGUUCCGUAGAGUAAAAUUUUUAUUCCCAACAUCUCUGUUUUGUACUUGCAAAAAAAAAACCGUUUUCAGGCUCAAAUGCCCGGAAUGUUCAAGAAUUUCAAAUUCACCAAAAUGGACAUGGGCGAUAUACCGUGCCGCGUGGGCGGUAUCAAAGUCUACACGACAAACGUGGGUCGUGAUCGAAUCAUUGUCGAUAUGGACGUGGCGUACGCCGGCGACGCCGAUUUCACCGUCUCCUGCUGUGGAUUCACCGGCGGCAUGAACAAUAUUCAGGUGCGUUUUUAGGCAUCGAUCGAUCCGCCGUUCGUAGUAUUGCCAGCAGGGGUGUGCGGAAAAUUUUUUUCGGAAAAUUUCGGAAAAUCGGGUUUUCCGAAUUUUUUUUUCGGAAAAUUUCGGAAAAUCGGUUUUUCCGAAUUUUUCGGAAAAAUUUCGGAAAAAUCGGUUUUUCCGAAUUUUUCGGAAAAAUUUCGGAAAAAUCGGUUUUUCCGAAUUUUUCGGAAAAAUUUCGCAAAAUCGGUUUUUUUCCGAAUUUUUUUCGGAAAAUUUCGGAAAAUCGGUUUUUCCGAAUUUUUUUUUUUUCGUAAAAUUUCGGAAAAUCGGGUUUUCCGAAUUUUUUUUCCGGAAAAUUUCGGAAAAUUUCGGAAAAAUCUGAAAAAUCUGAAAAGCGCGUUGAACUUGUGGCCGCAAAAACACGCUUUCUCACCGUUUUUCCGCCGCCCAGUUAAAUAUACGUUCCACUUUCCCAUUACGUCAGCUUUUCUGAAAAAACAACACAAAUCGCAACAAUCGGUUCAUUAUUAGAAUGAGAAAAACGAAAGAAAUUGCGUAAAAUUUAAAAACCAAAUUUAAAAAAAGACGCUCGCUGCUAGACCCUUCCAAAAAUUUUGUGAUGCGCCUUUAAAAAGCAUACGGUGGUUUCGGACAAAUUGACCUUGAAUCCACACUAAUUUUCCGAAAAUUUCUCGGAAAAUUUCGGAAAAUUUCGGAAAAUCGAAAUAUUUUCCGCACACCCCUGAUUGCCAGUGCAGUUUUCCGGUAAAUUGCGCGCAAUUCUCAAGCCGCUUCUACCGUAUCCGCCGAUGGUGGGCGGAGUGUCGGCCACGUUUCUCGAGAUGCCCAAAAUGGACUUUAAUUUGACGGGAAUGGGCGAGAUGGUCGAGUUGCCCGGACUCAUCGACGCGAUUCGCAGCGUCAUCAAUAGUCAGGUCGGUCCUCGACGCGUCUUCGAGACGACUCGGACGGAUCUUUUUGCAGAUCGCCGCCCUUUGUGUGUUGCCCAAUGAAAUUGUGGUGCCGUUGGCGCCCGACGUCGACGUCACCAAACUCUAUUUUCCGGAGCCUGAUGUAGGUUUCGAUUGCUUCAGUUUUGCAAGCACUUUGCACACUUUGCACACUUCUUGCAGGGCGUCGUACGUCUCAAAAUCAUCGAGGCGAAGAAUCUCGAGAACCGCGACAUUUCGUUCAUCAAGAAAGGCAAAUCGGAUCCGUACGCGGAGCUCCAAGUCGGCGCGCAGUUCUUCAAGACGCGCACCAUCGACGACGAGCUGAAUCCGAUCUGGAACGAGCAUUUCGAGGCGGUCGUCGAUCAGGCGGACGGACAGAAGCUGCGCAUCGAGCUGUUCGACGAGGAUCAGGGACGCGACGAGGAGUUGGGCAGACUUUGCGUCGAUUUGAAGUUGGUUCAGGCGAGAGGCACCAUUGAUAAGGUAGGUGGGACCAGAGAUGUUGGGAAUUCCGUGUUCCGUGUUCCGUGUUCCGUGUUCCGCGUUUUUUUGCAAUAUUUUUUCCGUGUUCCGUGUUCCGUAAAAAAAAAAAUUUUCGUGUUCCGUGUUCCGUGUUCCGUAGAAAUACGUUUUUUCCGUUUUCCGUGUUCCGUGUUCCGUAAAAAAAAAAAUUUCCGUUUUCCGUGUUCCGUGUUCCGUAGAUGAAAAUUUUUAUUCCCAACAUCUCUGGGUGGGACGACGUUUAUCGAUAUAAAUGAUGAAUAUCGAUGCGCGUUGCAGUGGUACCCGCUCGAGGGCUGCAAACACGGCGAUCUGCACAUUAAAGCCACGUGGAUGAACUUGUCGACGGAGCUGAAACAUUUGGAGAAGCAGGAGUGGGAGGCCGAGUGGGGCCAGGCGGACAAGCCCAUUCACUCGGCUCUUCUCAUGGUCUACAUCGACUCGGUCGCCGAUCUACCGGUACUUUUUCUUUAUAAACACAGCGGGCGCUCGUAAAUUGCGGAGUGUCGUUGUAACAGGUCUGAAAAAUGCAGUUCUAACUCGAGUUUACGACCUUUAUUUCUUUCGUUUUGACUUGAGAAACUGAUUGAAAGCCGUUCUUUACAGAAUUUAGCGUUUUUUCAUGUUUUUAGCGUCUUAAAGCUUCAAACGCUUAUAUUUCAGCUCAUUUUGCAUUUCCUGAGCCCAACGAACGAUAAAAAUGUUCGCUGAAUCGUUCUUUACAAAAUUCAGGUUCCGGCGGUUAGUUUUCUUGAGCAGUUUUCGCGAAACUAUUCGAAAAACAUCAAAAUCCAGGCGAAAACCUUCAAAUCGAAAUAACUCAGCUAAUUCUCAACGAUAUGCGAUAUUUCUGUUACCAAAACGUAGCUAGUGCUCUAAUUAUUCGAAUUCAAAUUCCAGGCGUACGAAAAAAUAGGUGUAAUGUACAGAAAACAUGGAAAGAACGCGGCUUCCCGUUGUAAAUUAAUUAAUCGGCCGCCGCGUAAAUCGACACAACCCGCCUGUUGCAAGUGCGCCCCAUUGAAAUCAUUCGUGGAAGACCGUGACAUUGCCUCAAAUAGCAUUGCAGUACCCGAAAUCGAAGCUCGAACCGUCGCCGUUUGUGGAAGUGAGUUUGGGCAAGGAGACGCAGCGGACGGCGGUCAAAGUGAAGACUGUCAAUCCGUUGUUCCAGUCGAAGUUUAUGUUUUUCGUGCGGCAUUUGGACGGGCAGGAACUGAAAUUCGAGGUGCGGAACGAAAGUCCCACCCCCCACCCCAACUUUGUUGUUUGUUUGCAGGCGGUCGACGACGGCACGCGCCGGUCCCUCGGAUCGCUGAGCAUUCCGUUGGCGGCGCUGCUGAAAGAGCCGCGACUGGAGCAGAACCAGCAGAUGCACAUGCUCACACUGGGCGUCCAUCAGAGCCCCAUCGUCAUAACCGCCAGGAUACGGGUGCGUGCCAGAGUUGAGCGCAACAACUCAACGCAAGAAUUUUUAUCUUUUUUAGAAAAUUUUUUCACGGAAUGCGAUCAACUGACGAAAUGUAGAGCAAAUUGAACUCUUUUUAUAAAAAAAUAAUUGUAAAUUUAGCUUUUCAUACAAAAAAGUUAUUCGAGUUGUUGCGUGAAAAUGUCCAUCCGUCUUCCGUCUCGAAUAACUUUUUUGUAUGAAACGCUAAAUUUACAAUUAUUUUUCUAUAAACAGAGUUCAAUUUGCUCUACAUUUCGUCAGUUGAUCACAUUUCAUGAAAAAAUUUUCUAAAAAAGAUAAAAAUUCUUGCGUUGAGUUGUUGCGCUCAACUCUGGCACGCACCCGUAUCCUGGCGGUUAUGACGAUGGGGCUCUGAUGGACGCCCAGUGUGAGCAUGUGCAUCUGCUAAAAAUUCUUGCGUUGUUUCCGCGAGAAAAGGAGGCGGAAACGCGCCGGAAUACUGUAGUUUUAUCUUGAAAAUGUCGUAAAAUAUGAGACACACACGGCAUUUUUAUUGGAUUUUCGAAAUCUGCGCUUUUUAAGAGCGUUUGUCCAAUCCAAUUGUGUACAUUUCCAGGCGCUCAUUCAAGGAAAACCCAAGAAAAGCGCAAACAGCGAAUUGGAUCACGAUGUACUAGGAGAGUACGGUAAUGGUAAGUGUCGUGGAGUGUGAUGCCCGGUCCGCAAACACCGAAUUCUGCUUUCAGCUUUCCACAUUGAGCGCGCGAGCGGAAAAGCGAAUGGAGACGUGGUGGCGGUGGAGCCAUCGAAAACGGUGAAUCUGGAGGCGGCCGAGGACGAUGUCGAGAUCAAAAUGAAUGUGGACAAUUAUCAGGUGAACUCCUUUUUUGUCCCCCCUACACGGCGCGGCUUUCGCAACAUACGCAGCCAAAUGGUAUGCAUUUUUGCGCGUCGGUGUGGCUCUGCGUACAGUGCAUUUUAUGUUACGCACAAAGUGAAUUUUCUCCAAAUAUUCAUAUUUUUAAAGCGUUUUUCUCCACUUUCUACCUCAAUUAGACCUUUUUACAGAUUCCAGGUAAAGUAAUACGAAAAGAGAAGUCGAUUCGAUGAAAAGAAACGCGUAAGUAAGCGAAAGUUAGGUUUUAUUCAGAAAAUAUACGAUUUCUCGAAAAACGUCACUAGAUAUUCUAAUCUUUUGAUUUAAAAAGUUCACUAACAUGACUGUGAAUGUCUUCGAAUCAAAACAAGUAGAGUGACAGCUCGCUUUCGCUUGAAAAUUUGUCUUUUGCCGGAAAACAGUGACAUUUCGUUGAAAAAAAAUUUUUUCUCAAAAACCGUCUCUAGAUUUUCGAAUUUUUUUGUUGAAAUAGUUCACUUACAUGACUGUGAAUGUUUUCGAACCAAAAAAAGUAGAGUGACAGUUCGUAGAAGCAAAAAAAAAUUUUUUUCAACGUAAUUUCACUGUCUUCCGGCAAACUAUCGAUUUUUCGGCGAAAGCGAGCUGUCACUCUACUUCUUUUUGGUUCGAAAACAUUCUCAGUAAUGUAAGUAAAGUUUUUUAACCAAAAGAUUAAAAAAUCUAGUCACGUUUUUCGAGAAAUCGUGCAUUUUCUGAAUAAAACCUUACUUUCACUUACUUACGCGUUUCUUUUCAUCGCAUCGACUUCUCUUUGCGUAUUACUUCACCUCGAAUCUGUAAAAAGGUCUAAUUGAGGUAGAAAGUGGAGAAAAACGCUUUAAAGAGAUGAAUAUUUGGAGAAAAUUCAUCAAAAACUAAAAAAAAAGAACUUUGCGCGUAACAUAAAAUGCACUGUACGCAGAGCCACACCGACGCGCAAAAAUGCACAGACUGCGGAUCAAACGUUUGGUGAACGUCGCAAAAGGCGCGCCGUGCCUAAUAUUUCGCUUCCAGAUGCUGCGCUCGGACUCGCGCAGUUCGCUGAACAGUCACGGACGCUCGAACAGCCGUUUGGGACGACUCUUUCGCUCGAAACACGAGAUGAAGAAGCGCGAAACGAGGGCGGACGAGAAUCGCGGUGAAAUCGAGAUGCGAAUCGAGUUCGACGAGCUCUCCAACCAGCUUUUGAUUGCAAUUGUGCGCUGCCGCGAGCUGACCACGUUCGACAAAAAAGAGCAGUGCAGUCCGUACGUGUCGGUACGUUUUCGCGUCGAAUUGACGCCCGUUUUGACGGCAAUUUUGUAGGUGAAACUGGUGGCCAUCGACGGCAACAAGGAGGUGUUCCGAAAGAGAACACCGACCGCCAAAAACUCGCGCAAUCCGCAUUUCGACAAUCAGUAAGCCUCGAUAUUGUCGAAUUCUAAGUUUAAAUCGUUUCAGUGUCGAAAUCGAUGUGAAUCCGUCGGAUCUUUUGAAUCAUAAAGUGGUGAUCUCGGUGAAGGACGACACGAACUACGGUACUUUUGUCGCGAAGCCCGUACUUGGAUAUGUGAGUUUUGAACGCGAUUUUCGACAUCGCCAUACUCGAAUUAGUCGGCACGUGAAUUUGUGUGAUUUUAACUCAAAGUGUCGUAGGAUGUGAUGCCAGGUCCGCAAACACGGCGCACACCGAAUUUGACGCGCAAGUGCUGGAAAAAUGCAGUUUUUCAGCUGGAAAUCCGUCUGGACAGUCUCCACAAUCGGCAACUCGCGCAAAGAUGGAUCCCGCUCGGUGUGGAGCGGAAAUAA
Caenorhabditis sp. 36 PRJEB53466 is the source of this 8607-nucleotide messenger RNA. NCBI's taxonomy places the organism in Eukaryota, Metazoa, Nematoda, Chromadorea, Rhabditida, Rhabditidae. The record is from the annotation of a GenBank genome assembly.